AUGUUCUUUGGCCCUAAAAACCAUCCAGUGAUCUCACACAAAGACAUACUCUCUUGGAUAUUUGAUGAGCCUACUUAUGAUGUCGACAAGCCUGUUUACUUCGAUCCUUCAAAUUCCUCAAGAUAUAUCUCCCACAACCAGGCGAAAACUUUGAUUCGUAAACUUGUGGCAGGAUUCAAAAAAGCAGGUCUAGAAAAGGGCGAUUGCGUCAAUCUACAUUCAUACAAUGAUAUUUACUACCCUAUCCUUUUUCUUGCAAUCAUCGCCAGCGGGGGAGUUUUCGCAGGUUCAAACCCAUCGUACAAGGCCUUUGAGCUGUCACAUCAUAUGAAAAUUGCGAAAGUCAAGUUUAUCAUUUCCGAGCCUCAGAUUGUCGGGCCCGUUCUCACAGCGGCCCAGCAAAAUGGCAUCCCGAUGUCCAAUAUCUGGAUAUUCAAUGAGUUUGAUCCAAGUUUGCCCUCUAAUAUGAAGUCUUGGCGAUCCCUGCUUGAUCAUGGAGAGGAAAAUUGGGUAAGAUUUGACGAUCUACAAACCGCAAAGAAUACACCUGCUGCACGGUUCUUCAGUAGCGGUACCACAGGAUUGCCCAAAGCCGCUUCAUUAAGUCACUAUAAUCUCGUGGCCCAGCAUACUUUAGUUUACGGCACACACUCAAGAGGAUACGAGCCAACCCGCCUUAUGUCUCUACCCAACUUCCAUAUAGCGGCAGCCCCGCCUACCCAUAUAACGGCUUUGAAAGAUGGUACAACAACCUACAUCAUGCGAAGAUUCAAUUUGGAAAAAUUCAUCCAUCACAUCCAGAUCCAUGCAAUCACGGAUAUCUACCUUGUUCCUCCCAUUGCAAUCGCUAUCAUCAAUUCUCCAAUGGUCCAACAAUCCUGUUUCUCGACAAUCAGAUCUGCUACAUGUGGAGCCGCGCCACUCGACAAGUCACAGCAAUCUAUGCUCCGGAAUAAACUGCCUGCGGGUGUUCCAUGCACACAGACAUACGGAUUAACAGAGAUAAGUGGGGCGGGAACAACGCUUCCUUAUCCUGAAGACGAUGAGACUGGUUCGAUCGGUAGAUUACUUCCUGGCCUUGAGGCAAAACUUGUGGACGAUAAAGGAAGAGAGAUCAGGGAAUAUGAGAUACCGGGAGAGCUCUGUUUCCGAGGUCCGACAGUUAUGAAUGGCUACUUCGACAAUCCAGCAGCUAAUAAGGAGGCUUUUGACCAGGAUGGUUGGUUCAAAACUGGUGAUCUUGCUUACUGUGCCAAAGAGACAGAAUGCUGGUACAUUGUGGGUCGGAAGAAGGAACUCAUCAAAGUUCGAGGGUUUCAGGUUGCACCUAAGGAAAUAGAGGGCGUGCUUCUCUCUCAUCCAGCUGUCAUGGACGUUGCUGUCAUUGGGGUUAAACUUACCAACCAAGAUGAUGAGCAUCCCCGUGCCUACAUUGUGAAGAGAGACGGUGUCAGCAGUUCAAGUCUGACAGAAAAUGAUGUCAAGGUCUUCGCUGCCUCAAGGCUCGCAAAGUACAAGGCAUUGACAGGAGGGGUUCGGUUUGUGGAUGCGCUACCUAGAAAUGCCACUGGGAAGACUUUGAGAAUUGCCCUCAGGGAGAGAGCUGAAACGGAGGGUGGUCAAAAAGCACAUCUGUAG
This is a messenger RNA of Penicillium coprophilum, 1638 nucleotides long. Its product is annotated as acyl--CoA ligase. The record is from RefSeq and is a predicted model, not a curated record. Lineage: Eukaryota; Fungi; Ascomycota; Eurotiomycetes; Eurotiales; Aspergillaceae. The transcript has 5 exons. Gene Ontology annotation, molecular function: CoA-ligase activity. Bases 1 to 1638 code for a protein of 545 amino acids. Gene Ontology annotation, biological process: secondary metabolic process.